Molecule: messenger RNA, 1466 nt
Organism: Telopea speciosissima
Lineage: Eukaryota; Viridiplantae; Streptophyta; Magnoliopsida; Proteales; Proteaceae
Product: phloretin 4'-O-glucosyltransferase-like
Exons: 1
Coding region: 81-1463 (460 amino acids)
Molecular function (GO): UDP-glycosyltransferase activity
Source: RefSeq, a predicted model, not a curated record
GGAUUGAAGAACACAUCCACAGGGUUUAGUUCCAAAUAAAAAGGACUUUAUUAGUUCACUCAAUCUCGACAACCGCAUCAAUGGAUCACCGUAAGAGUCACUUCCUUCUAGUCACGUUCACGUCCCAAGGCCACCUCAACCCAAUACUGCAGCUCGCUAAGCGUCUCAUACGCACCACCGGUACCAAAGUCACUUUGGCCACCACCGUCAAAGGCCAACGCCUCAUGACAAACACAGACACAAACACCCUUCCUCUCAUUCCCGGCUUAUCCUUCGCUUUCUUCUCCGACGGUUUCGACGACGGCAGCAACCCCUCCGACGACCCCAACCAUAUCGCCGCUCAGAUGAAACGUGUGGGCUCUCAAUCCUUCUCCAACCUUAUCAAUUCUUUCAACGAAGGGCCUCAUCCUGUAACCUUUGUAGUCUAUUCCAUCCUCCUUCCAUGGGUUGCGGACGUUGCACGUGCUAUGCACAUCCCCUCUGCCCUCUUAUGGAUCUCCUCAGCCACCGUCUUCGCCCUUUACUACCACUUCUUCAAUGGCCACGAUCGCCUGAUAGAAACCUCAACCUUCAUAGACGAACUACCAGGAUUGCCUCCCUUAACACGCCCAGACCUUCCUUCCUUUUUCCAACCCUCAAGCCCUCACACUUUUGUGCUGCCAAUCAUCCAUGAACACUUCCAAACCUUACAACAAGAUAGCCAUCCACGUGUCCUUCUGAACACCUUUGAUGCUUUGGAAGAAUCCGCCUUAAGAGCCUUGUCCAAGUUGAACGUUAUCGGGAUCGGCCCCUUGACUCCAUCAGAGGAUAAAGCCUAUGGCUGUGAUCUCUUUAGCAAUAAGACCGGUUUGGACUAUAUAGAAUGGCUAAACUCCAAACCAGUUGGUUCGGUUGUUUAUGUGUCGUUUGGGAGCUUAGUGGUGUUACCCAAUAAACAGAUUGAAGAGAUCUUUCAUGGACUAAAGGCGAGUCAGAAACCAUUUUUGUGGGUGGUGAGGUCUUCGGAGAGUGAGAUUAAGGAAUUAGAAUUGGAAGAGGAAACAGAAGGGAUGAUAGUGGGGUGGUGUUCACAGGUGGAGGUUUUGAACCAUCGUUCAGUUGGAUGCUUUGUGACGCAUUGCGGGUGGAACUCAACGGUGGAGAGUUUGGUCGCCGGAGUGCCGGUGGUGGGGUGUCCACACUUUUCCGACCAGCCGACGAACGCAAAGAUGAUAGAGGCUGUGUUUGGGACUGGGGUGAGGGCGAGAGUGAGUGAAGAAGGGGAAGGGAUAGUGGAGAGAGAGGAGCUUAAGAGAUGUCUGAACAUGGUGAUGGGAGGAGAGAAUGGGGAGGAGAUGAGAAGGAACGCUUUGAAGUGGAAGGAUUUGGCCAUGGAGGCUGUGGGCAAAGGUGGUUCUUCAGCUAGAAAUUUCCGAGCCUUUGUGGAAGAGUUGGUGCAAGGGUGCGAUACAAGUAUAGAAUAGACC